AUGGCAGCACCAACCGCCAAACAGGCGCCUACCAAUGGCGAACUGGCGUCUCCUUCCGCGGCGCGCAAAUACAAAGCCUCCGACCUUCCACUGCCUUCGGCAACACGAGGAGCGAUCGAAUCUCUUGCGCAUAGCUUCAAGAAAGAAGGCGCUUACGAUUCCAUUCGGAAGCAAGUAUGGGACAAGUUUGAAGCUAGUGACUACGAGGCCCAAGUUACGAAAGCUAUCCUCGAAGUGGCUGAACAGGAAAUCGAGCGCAAUCCACAGCAACUUCUGACUCUCGACCGACGAAAGGCUGCAGCCCUUAUUGAUGGCGCCCUGGAACGGUCUGGAGUCUACCAGAAGGCCGAGUCUGUCAUCAGUCAAUUGAUUGACGUGGGCGCUAUUGAAGAGCGCAUUCGUGAAACCCGCCGCGCCGAAGUUGGUGAAGAAGCAGCACAGGCGGAACAAGUUCGCGGAUCGAAAACCGACGAGGAAUACGCAGCCGAUACCGAGGCUCGACGAGCUGAACGUGAACGCCUACGAGAAGAAUUACGGCAGAAGGAGCUGGCGAUCGAAGAGGAGAAGCGACGGAUCGCACGAGAGGAACGAAAGAAGGAGGAACGUGAGCGUGAAAAGGCCGAGCUCAAACGUCAGGAAGAGAGAGACGAGCGUCGUAGGAAGCGAGAGCAGGAGCGUGAAGAACGUGAACGGCAGCGAGACAUUGAACGAGAGAAACGACACAAAGAACGCGAGCAGCGCGACCGGGAGCGAGAUCGGGAUCGGGAGAGAGAACCAAGAGAUCGUGACCGAGAUCGUGACCGAGAUCGUGACCGAGACCGCGACCGAGAUCGUUCAAGGGAUCGAGACAGAGACCGUGAUCGUCGAGACCGCGAUCGACACAGAGACGACCGCCGCAAGGAGAAGGAAGCUGUCUCGGCAGAGCUCAAGGAGAAGCUAUCAAAGGAGGAGCACGAGCGCCUGGAGCAAGAGGCUUUGGCUGAUCUUCUCCGGGAAAGCUCUAAAACGACCCAAAAACAACCAGAACUGGAGGUCGAUUCGUCCUUGGCACCACCACCGAGAAAGUCUGGACCGGUUUCUGCUAUCAACCCUAUCCGGCGUGAACAUUCUCGAGUUACGGAGGGCCGCAAGCUUAGUGACGCUGGGCUCAAAGCAGAUCGUGGUGGCUCAGGUACACCUGCGGAUGCAAGGCGUCCAGACCCAAGGGACGAAAAAAAGCCAAGCCGCAGUACCUCCCGAGCUGUAGACCGCGAUCGGGAGCGAGACAGAGAGAGAGAGAGAGAAAGGGAUAGAGACAGGGAUAGGGAUCGUGACAGGGACCGAGAACGGGAUCGCGACCGCCUCCGAGACCGAGAUAACCGUCGAAACGAUCGGCGCUCCAACUCCCCACGUCGAGACCGUAGUGGGUCUCGAAUCAGGGAUAGACGUGACCGAAGUCGAUCACGGCUUCGACGGGAUAGGACCCGCUCACGGACUGGGAGGGACGAUCGCGUUGCUAGAAGCCGUUCACGACCCAAAUACGACCACUACGAAAGAAGCAGAUCUCGAAGACGAGAGAGAAGUCGAUCCCGAGCCCGUGUGGAUUCUCGAGCGCGAAUCGAUCGAAGGGAGAGAAGCCGAUCCAGAGCCCGAACGGAGAGGAGAGAUCGAAGUAGGGACAGACGAGACCGGUCACGCUCGAGAAUGCGUCCUGAGAGGAGGGAUAGAAGCCGCUCACGCCCUAGACGGGAACGUAGCCGCUCUCGUGAUGUGCGCCUUGGUGGAGCAGACCACUAUGAUCCGCGAGAAAGGGAGCGCGAGCGAGGUCGGGAUCGGGAUCGUGAGAGAGACCGCGACUGUGACCAGCGUUCGCCUCCAAGACGCCGAAGCAGGGAAAGGGCUCGUGAGGCAGACCGGGACCAAGCCAAACCCCGCGAAAAGGAACGCGAAAAGGAACGCGAGAAGGAGCCCGAGAAGCCAAAAGAAAAGCGUGUUGAAAGGCCUACUGAAAAGCCUACUGAAAAGCCUGCCGAAAAGCCCGAAAAGCAGCCUGAAAGGCAACCUGAAAAGGCACCAGAAAAACGGCAAGAUCGUAGAAGCCGUUCUCGGUCCAGAGUCACGACCUCUGCCCCUCGACCUGGCUCAAGCAAGGCUCAGGACGGCCUUGAGGAGUGGAAGAUGGAAGAGGUCAGGAAGCGAGAAAAGGAGGCCAAGGCCUAUCUGGCGGCUCAGAAGGACGCCAGAGACAAGGGCUUGCCGAUCCCUGGACUUGACGACAAGAAGAGCAGUGGCGAGAGGUCUCCUGACUUGCGUCGCCGCUGGAACAUGGACGACAUUGACCGAUACACACCUGGAGGCCGUGAAGAGCGGCGAAGGAGUCGAAGUCGAAGUCGCAGUCGACAGCGGGAUAGAGACAAGGACAGAGAUCGAGACAGGGACAGGGAGACGGCCAGAGAACGGGAACGCGAGAGAGAUCGAGACAAGGACAACAGGGACAGGGACAGGGACAGAGACAGAGGAGAUACGUAUCGCCAGCGAGACAUGGACCGAGAUCGCGAUAGGGACAGGGACCGACGAGAUAGGGAUCGAGAGAGGGACCGUGACCGUGAUCGUUCACGGGAUCGCGAUAGAGACCGCGAUAGAGACCGCGAUAGAGAUCGGGAGCGGCGUGAUCGGGAUAGGGAUCGUGACCGAGACCGAGAUCGCGAACGAGAUCGGUCGAGGGACAGGCGCAACAGGCGGGACAGGAGUCUGUCACCUCGGCGAGAUCGAAGGGAUCGUAGCAGGAGCCGUCGUUGA
Molecule: messenger RNA, 2778 nt
Organism: Fusarium falciforme
Lineage: Eukaryota; Fungi; Ascomycota; Sordariomycetes; Hypocreales; Nectriaceae
Exons: 2
Coding region: 1-2778 (925 amino acids)
Source: RefSeq, a predicted model, not a curated record